AUGUUGCUUCUAAGGUCCUCACUUUCGGUGGAGAUCUCUUUCUUGAUCGCGAUUUUCGCUUUUUCUACAUACGCGGACGUGUUUGUGCAAGUAAAUCUGAAUCGGCCAUUCAAUGAUGUGAAUGAGAAAUUUGUUAGUUUUGCCGUGGAACCCGCCGAUUUAUAUAGAGCGCUCGAUGGACCAAAUAGGAAAGUGCUAACGCAUAUGGCUACGAUGCUGGGAAGUUCUUAUGUGAAGUUUAUAAGCGAUUACAAUUUCAUAUCUAACACAGAAACGAAUUAUCGAAAUCCUACAAAGACUAUAUGGAAAGGGUUCAACCGCUGGACGAGUGCGGUAAACUGGACGAUGGUCGUACCGAUUCCACAUAGUUCCGGUGAAUGGGAUCCUAUGGAGUCCCUGAGAAUUUUAAAUAGUUCCUAUUUAACAGGCAUAACCGAUUGCAUUUGGCAAUUGGGUACAGAGUUUGGUCCGGGUAUCAAAGAAUAUUUUAAUGACUUGAACACUUUGAACUUGAUAGUGGAUACAUUCAAUCCUUAUGUCGAUGACUGGGAAGUUACCGGUGCUGAAAUACCUUCGGGCAGCAGUAGCGAAGAAGUUAAGCGAUAUAUUGAGAUGUCGAGAGACAUUAAUGCUGCUUUUAAUUGGCUGCAGCCAGCCGAUUCUGCCACCACAAAUACUAUGAUCGGCUCAGUCUAUGAACACGAUCGCACCCUGCGUGCCAUGUUCAGCGAGAAGGUACCUGUUUGGCUAAAUUUCGCCUCUAAGGAUCGACCAAAAAAAUCGACACAGAGAGGCACCACUGGUAGCAGCAGCAGCAGCAAAACCAAUGCAGAGGAUGUCACAGAUGUGUUACGCUGGGCGCAGACUCUCGGAGAUGCGGCAACCUCUGGUUUCGACGCCGUUUUCCGCCGCAUUGAUCAAGAUGACUUGGAACGCCCUGGUCCCAGCUUUUUCGUAACUAUGCUAUUCAAGAAAAUUAUGGGCUCACGGGUGUUCCCUGCCCGACCUUUUACCAUAUUCCUGCGCAGCAAUAAAUUAUAUACCCAUUGUGCUAAUACAAUUUCGGGCGGUAUAGCCUUCAUGAUUGUCAAUCCUGAUGAUGAUACCAAGCACGUGACCGUAAGUUCUUCCACAAAACUACCUGGUGAGGAGUACUGGCAGUAUAUCGUAACAUUUAAAAAGAAUCAGGCUUAUUUGAACAACGAGAGACUGAACAUGAACUUCACAUUAACGCCUCAAGUCAAGACUAAUAGUCCAAAUAAAGCAUUGCAAUUGAGUGCACCCGGGAAAUCCGUUGCGUUCUGGGUGCUACCGAAUGCUGAGCUGGAGCAUUGCCAGUUCACAGAGAUCGAUAUUGACGAAUUGGCGCGCGAAUCGAUGGAGGAGGAGGAAAAGGCGAGUAAACGCAUUUCCUCGUCCGAUAAGCUAUUGCAGCAGCUAAUACAGGACACGGCACUCGCUCACUCUGCUCCAACAAAAUCCAACCACCGCAGACGUCGCUAUGCCACCUUUGCCAAUCGCGGUGCCAGACAUGUUGUGCUGGAUGACAAUGGUGAACAUUCCGAGACUUUGGCCAAACUUUUCGAACCACUAUCCCUGGAGGAAAAGACACCCAAAAAGAGAGAAGAAGUGCUAGAAGAUAGACGGUCUGCUGCACUCAAGUGGAUUAAGGAGCUACUCGACACAGCACUGCAAGAUCGCGAGGAUUUGUUUUCACUAAAGCGAAAUACUCGCAGCGUCGACGAUUACUUUGGCGCCAUCUUUGGUGCGAGAGGCGGCAAGAAGAAGUCGGCUAUAGUAAAGAAAAUUACAGAAAUACGCAAACCAGAAAAGAAAUCCAUUAAAUCGUCAUACGACCCAGAAAAUUUCAAUGAGGAAGAGUUU
Messenger RNA from Rhagoletis pomonella (apple maggot), 1884 nucleotides. RefSeq lists its product as uncharacterized. Gene Ontology annotation, cellular component: extracellular matrix. The record is from RefSeq and is a predicted model, not a curated record. The annotation marks the transcript as partial. Lineage: Eukaryota; Metazoa; Arthropoda; Insecta; Diptera; Tephritidae. The transcript is spliced from 5 exons.